Orbicella faveolata is the source of this 732-nucleotide messenger RNA. Its product is annotated as hemicentin-1-like. NCBI's taxonomy places the organism in Eukaryota, Metazoa, Cnidaria, Anthozoa, Scleractinia, Merulinidae. The record is from RefSeq and is a predicted model, not a curated record.
AUGUCAGACGCCCAAAAUGACGCUGUAAAGGAGAACUCCCAAGUAACAUUCUUCUGCACUGCUGAGAGUGUACCACCCCCAGAGCUUGAGUUGCGUUUUGAUGACUCACCAUUGGGUUUCUUCAACAAUGGCAGGUUUACACUCAAACAACUCAACGCCUCUAAUCAAGGAGCUUAUGGAUGUGUUCCACGCAACAUUCUGGGGACUGGCCCGGAAGCAACUCUCCACCUGACCGUAUUAGUUCCUCCAAGCAUUGAUAAAGGACCAACUAAUAAAACAGUGAAUGAGUCUAGUGACCUGGAACUGUUCUGUAAUGCGACUGGAAAUCCUCCACCAAAUAUCACGUGGUCCAAAGUAGCGGUUCCUCCCGUACAACUCUCAUUUGAUGAAGUGUUAACAGUGAAGAAUACCAACAAAACCGAUUCUGGAGUUUAUCAAUGUAGAGCCAACAAACCUGAAGGAACUCGCCUGACAUCAGACGCCCAAAAUGAUGCUGUCACUGAGAACUUCCAAGUAACAUUCCACUGUACUGCUGAUAGUGUACCUCCUCCAGAGCUUGAAUUGCUGUUUGACAAUUCAUCAUUGGGGUUCUUUAUUAAUAACAAGUUUUCUCUGGCAAUUGUUAACGCCUCUAAUCAAGGAACUUAUAAAUGUGUUCCACGCAACAUUCUGGGAACUGGCCCUGCAGCAACCCUAAACCUGACAGUCCUUGGACCAAGUAUGAGCAAUUAG